CCAAGGAGAAUGAAAUUCAUUGGUGAGGUUAUGGGAUAUGCCUAUUCAUUCAGACUAAAAUCUAUGCAUGCCGCGAAGACCUCUCUACGGUGUCUUUGGGGUAUUUACACAAAGCCAACCAUGCCAGCCAAAGAGGUCCUAAUGUUGCUUUACAUGUGUUUCAUCAUUGCCAUGGUGACAGGCGGUCUCCUCUACCACUGGAUGUCAGGGAUCCUAAGAUAUGACGCUGGUACUUCCAUUACCGCUGCCUGCAUCUAUGGUGUCGCCAUCCUCUUCCUCUCGUUCCUCUGCCAUCCUGUCCGUUGUGUAAUAACUAUGAUCCUACCCACACUUGGCACCAAACAGGGACGUAAGCUAAUCAUCUCCACCUCCAUGAUGGUGUUAGCGUUGAACGUCAUCCCUAACAUAACCAUUAACAUUGGAGUGUUGAUGAACGUUUUGAAGUGUACCUCUGAAGGUUUUGCUCAUUCCUUUUUAAACUCCUCUGAGCUUUUUCAGAAAGCAAAGACAGAUCUUGUAAGAGAGGCUAUUAAAGUAAAACAGGGUGAAUUGAAUAUUGUUACCAAUUUAAAGAGAUUUGAUCAUUUUACACGCAUUGAUGUAUCAGAGGUGGAAAGGAAGUUUGUUACCCUAAGCAAAGAGAUGGAGAGCGAUUUUUCACAUGCCAAAAAACAUCUGGAAGAGUACCAACUUCUGUCAAAAAGGAUUCUGGCGGCCAUCUUUGUAAUCUGUGUGAUAGUUGAAUCAGCCUGCUACCUGAAAUCAUAUGUAAUUUCAGUUAAGUUUGACAAUGUUUACAUAUCAAGACAGUUGAUACAGAAGGCCUCUAUUGAUGGAUUCCAAAUUAUCCCAACCAACCUGAAAGAUAUGGUUAAUUCCACAAGUUUCAAAAUAACAAAACAAGAAUUUACCAAUUGUCUUGCUCCAAUAGCAGUGGUUACUCUCUACUUCAUAGUUGUUGUCUUCAUAAUUGCUUUGGAUCACAUUGUGUACCAUCUAGUAAUGGUAAGCGGGCCUUGGCUGUUGGAUAUUCCAGUUACAUCUGUCUACAUAGCGGUGAAAUAUAAGGCCCACCUGCACUUCCCGGCCCUGUGUGUUAUCCCAGCUCUCUGUAGGGACGCAGAAAAGGCACACUUCCACAAGCAGUAUGACUGGGUUUUCAGCCCCGCGUCAUCGGGCUGUGCUGUAAAGCCCACUGCACCAGACCUGGGAGUGAGGGUCUUACUGGGAUUACUUUGUCUGGUCGGCUACAUCACCGUGGUUUUUGAGGUGUAUGCCAGACGGAUACGCAGAAAGGUUUCUGCGUCAUUCUUCCCAAAGCAGGAGGAGAAGAGAACUUGCUUCUUAUUGAAGAAGAUACAGGCCAAGCAGCAUAGAAAUCAAGACGACAUAUUUUUUAUCAAAGUGGUUAAUGAAGCCCCUAUUCAGAGAAACUAAGAAGUUAUAAAGUAGACUGAGUGAUAGAAAAGGCUUUUGUAGUGUAAGGUUUUACUGUAUAGCUCAUGGUUUUAAUGCUUUUUCACUGCUCUUCUGUCUGACUGUUGCCAUUAAAAUUGAUUAUUCGAUUGAUAAUUUGUAAAAUGCUCCUAAAUCCCUUCAGCUGUCAUUUGACAGAAUUCCUCAGUUUGAUUUGCCAGUGUUGCCAGAUUCUUCUGAUUCUAUAAUAUACCAAAUGCAUAGAAAAUAAAAACACAAAAUUCAAAGUGAAACCAGCAUGGAUUAUUUUAAACAUAACAGUUUGUCUGUGAAAUACAGCUCAUUAAUUCAGUGGCAACAUCCCCCCCUCUCUUAUCUAAUGUCCAUUUGAGGGGAGGACAGUGCAUCCUGUUCGUGAGUCAAAGUCAUAUGAGUGUGUUCCUGUGGGUGAAGCAUCACUUUGUGGGCCACCCCGCUUCCUCUAGAACAAAUCUGUCAUGGGACCAUACCACUAAAUAAAGACAUGCACCAAAUUCUAUCAAACAAUCACCAGAUCUUUCUCUGAAGCUUUUGUAUUGUGUUAGUACAAUGUCUGAUAGAAAGGAUUAUAAGUAAAACACAAAUUACACCA
Messenger RNA from Esox lucius (northern pike), 2047 nucleotides. It is a transcript of the gene ocstamp, whose product is annotated as osteoclast stimulatory transmembrane protein. The transcript is spliced from 3 exons. NCBI's taxonomy places the organism in Eukaryota, Metazoa, Chordata, Actinopteri, Esociformes, Esocidae. Gene Ontology annotation, cellular component: membrane. The record is from RefSeq and is a predicted model, not a curated record. Bases 10 to 1437 code for a protein of 475 amino acids.